Molecule: messenger RNA, 1218 nt
Organism: Funneliformis mosseae
Lineage: Eukaryota; Fungi; Glomeromycota; Glomeromycetes; Glomerales; Glomeraceae
Source: the annotation of a GenBank genome assembly
AUGAUAGUCCCGACUCGAGAGAAAAAUUUCGAGUCGGGUCAAACAACCCGGCCACUAGAACUAAUAGAUACUAGCAACAUUAGAAGAAAAAGGCAAACUAAACAAUACAAAAUUCCACAUGGUUAUGUUUUAGAAACAACUUGGGGACGUGCUGCUAACAAACAAACAGUUUGUUGUGAAAUUGAUUAUAUUGACGGAGCGCCUCAGUUUCGUAUUAAAUAUGGUCCAAACUUUCAGUAUGUUAUUUCUUCAACUAAAUCUCCGUCAAAUGCAACAUUAAUUUAUGAAAGAGCUUUAAAACCAGAAACUAAGCUAUUCUUUCGGGUCCUCUUAUAUUUGGGAAUUUAUCACCAAUCUGACGAAGUUAAAUUAAAAGCAAUGGAAUUUUCUGUUAAUCAAAUAGACUUCCAAGUAAAUUUUGGAUAUGAAGAUCAAGUAAAAAAAAAUUCUCAAAUUCAAUCUGUAGUGAAAGCGGUUGAUCAAGGGCAGAUAUCAAGAGAUUCUUAUCGAGAAUUAGCUGCUGUAGAACACCAUUUACCACGUGAUAAUUCCGUUUCUAAUGAACGAAUUGCAAUUACAAACUAUAUGAAUAAUAUAAUCAAAAUUUCAUUAGUUAAUAAAAAAGAAAAAAAUGAACUAGAAGACAUUAAAGAAUCUGAAAAAUCAGAUAUUAUGAAUUUUGAAAUAGUACAAGAAGUUGUUAACACAAUCGGGUUAGGUAUCCGUCGUAGUAUAAAAGAUAUUUUGUAUUAUAUUAUUCCGCAACUACAAAAACAAGACAUAUUAAAAUCAUCAGAUCCAAUUAUUCAUUUGCGUAUUUCUGGUGAUGGACGAAAUGUAGGAAAGAAAAUUAAACAUGUUAUGGUGACAUUUAUGAUUUUAAAUCAUGAAAGUCGACAUCAUCAUGCAGAUUAUUAUUAUACUAUAAUAUUAUAUCCAGGAACUGAAAAUUAUAAUACACUUAAAUUUAUAUUAGAUCCUUUGUGUAAUGAAUUACGAUCACUUAAGAAGUUUGGAUUAAAAAUAUCUGGAAUCUUAUGGAAAUUUGAAUUAUACUUUAAUGCAGAUUGGAAAUUUUUAGCUAUUUGUCUUGGAUUAAAUAGUGCAAACUCCAAAUAUUUUUGUCCUUGGUAUUUAUGUUCAAAAGAUCAAAAUGGAGAUUUAAAUAAAGAUUGGCACAUUGAAAAAAAAUAUGAAAUAAAUUGCAACAAAUUAUAA